Molecule: messenger RNA, 183 nt
Organism: Prorocentrum cordatum
Lineage: Eukaryota; Dinophyceae; Prorocentrales; Prorocentraceae
Source: the annotation of a GenBank genome assembly
CCGGGCGCCCUGCGCCCGGCCCCGUGGGCGGCGUCCGCGCGGGGGGCCUGGGGGCUCUCGGGCCAUGGUGCUCGGAGCCGCCCGCAGGCCGCCGCGCGCCGCACCCGGGGCGGCUGCCGCGGCGCCCUGGCGGAGGAGAUAGCUGCAGCUAUGAACCCGAGCAGCCUCGGCCGCCUGAACAAG